AUGCUCAGAAUCGCAGCUUUCUCGGUCCUGGGACUCCUCAGCCUGAAUGCCCUCGCCCUGCCUCAAACCAGCGGUCCACCAGCACCACCCGUCUGCACGGACGGCGGCCAGCUCCACUGCUGCCAGGCCACAUUCUCAGGCGGUCUACUACCUAUCGUACUUGCAGCCGAUCUCGCCUGCUACGACCUGACGCCAGCCGUCGUCAACUGCAUCAUAACCGAUGCACCGAUCGAUCCUGAGACAGGCUGCAUGGGUACAUAUUCCUGCUGUCAAGUGAAUGACUUUGCUCCUGUGUUGGGAUUGUUUUGCAGCAAGCCACCUGGUGACUGUGUUGAUAGUGAAGGGGAUGGGAGGUGUACCGAUCUCAUUACUGGGAGGUUCAACUGCACGGAUGGAGAUCGUGAGAGGGUGAGGGAGGAUCUCGAGAGCCUUGGAGGGACGCUUACUGGGCUGUUGUCUUGA
Molecule: messenger RNA, 462 nt
Organism: Zasmidium cellare ATCC 36951
Lineage: Eukaryota; Fungi; Ascomycota; Dothideomycetes; Mycosphaerellales; Mycosphaerellaceae
Exons: 2
Coding region: 1-462 (153 amino acids)
Source: RefSeq, a predicted model, not a curated record